This is a messenger RNA of Oncorhynchus masou masou (cherry salmon), 1494 nucleotides long. Its product is annotated as H-2 class II histocompatibility antigen, A-U alpha chain-like. The record is from RefSeq and is a predicted model, not a curated record. Gene Ontology annotation, cellular component: MHC class II protein complex; membrane. Gene Ontology annotation, biological process: antigen processing and presentation; immune response. Lineage: Eukaryota; Metazoa; Chordata; Actinopteri; Salmoniformes; Salmonidae. The transcript has 4 exons. The coding region runs from base 61 to 789 and encodes 242 amino acids.
CCUCCAGUGAAGGUUCACACCAGUCAGAAGGUAACUAACUGUACAGUACAGUCCUCCUGAAUGUCUCUCUGUUGUCUGAACAUGAAGACCUCUAUGAUUGUCCUCAUCAUCUGCUGUCAGGUGUAUGCAGAAGACAAAGUUCUGCAUAUUGAUUUACAUUUUACUGGAUGCAGUGAUUCAGAUGGAGUGGAUAUGUUUGGACUGGAUGGUGAAGAGUUGUGGUACGCAGACUUCAACAAAAAGGAGGGAGUGGUGGCUCUGCCUCCGUUUGUAGAUCAGAUGAGCUUCCCUGGAUUUUAUGAACACGCUGUAGGUAAUCAGGGGAUAUGCAAAGGAAACCUGGCCACAUUUAUAAAAGCUUACAAGAACCCACCAGAGACAAUAGACCCUCCUCACAGCAGCAUCUACCCCAGGGAUGAUGUGGAACUGGGGGUGGGGAACACCCUCAUCUGCCACGUCAGUGGGUUCUUCCCUCCACCUGUCAGAGUCAGGUGGACCAGGAACAAUCAGAAUGUAACUGAGGGAGGGCGUAUCAGCACCCCCUACCCCAACACUGAUGUCACCUUCAACCAGUUCUCCAGUCUGAGCUUCACCCCAGAGGAGGGAGACAUCUAUGGCUGUACUGUGGAGCACAAGGCCCUUUCUGAGCCCCUGACACGGAUCUGGGAACCUGAGGUGAGCCAGCCCAGUGUGGGUCCUGCUGUGUUCUGUGGUGUGGGUCUGACUCUGGGGCUGCUGGGAGUUGCUACCGGAACAUUCUUCCUCAUCAAAGGGAACCAGUGCAACUGAGACUACAGCUGUCAGAGCGUCACAGUUAAAUCUGUAUAAAUAUAGAGUAGAGAUAGUAGUACUUUAUUGAUCCCAACUUGGGAAAUAGUUUUAGAACUCAGCAUCAUCAAAAAAUUGCAACGACAAGACCAAUGACAAACACAUGUUAAAGACACAUAAUAAGACACUGAACCUCUCAGUGGGAAAAAUGAACCUACCACCGAAGCUGCUCUGUGUUGCAUUACAGUGAUGUGGAGUGGGUGGGUGACAUUUUUGAUGAUCGUGUGACCCUUGGCCUGCAUCCUUUGUAUGAGCUUGCUUUCUGUAUGAUUUUGUCAAGCUUGUUUAGGUCAUCAUUUGCUACGUUUCUUUUCCAUCACACAUUGGUAUAAGUAAACACACUAGCCACUAACUAUACAGCUGUAGAACAUGCGAAGAGGACUUUGCUAUCAUUUAAAGUAUCUUUCUACUGUUAAAACGGAUUAUUUAGACUGUAGAUGACAGAGCCUUUUAAGCCUCCUUAUGAGAGGUUAAACUGCAGAUAAUUUGAAGGGGAGAUGUAUGUACAUGGUAUAUUAAACUAGUCCCUGCUGCUCAGGGGGAUUAGCCAAAUGGAUGUACGUCUGGGAUACGGGUUGACCCCCGGUUUGAGUUGUAGUUGGUGUUUGUGUUUCAUUUUUCCCUUUGUAACCUUUACAUCUUUAUUAAAGCUUAUUAGCCCUGAAA